Messenger RNA from Labeo rohita (rohu), 2919 nucleotides. It is a transcript of the gene tor1, whose product is annotated as torsin family 1. The record is from RefSeq and is a predicted model, not a curated record. The transcript is spliced from 5 exons. Gene Ontology annotation, molecular function: kinesin binding; ATP hydrolysis activity; ATP binding. The coding region runs from base 142 to 1155 and encodes 337 amino acids. Gene Ontology annotation, cellular component: nuclear envelope; endoplasmic reticulum lumen; endoplasmic reticulum. Gene Ontology annotation, biological process: protein localization to nucleus; nuclear membrane organization. NCBI's taxonomy places the organism in Eukaryota, Metazoa, Chordata, Actinopteri, Cypriniformes, Cyprinidae.
AUGACGUCACCGUCGUGGAACUUCUCCCAGCUCGUGUUUGAUUCUGAACGGACGCUUUUGAUUCGGUUUACGGAAGUAGCUCAUCAUUAUUUACUAAAACCGGAUUAGAAUCGGUUUCGCUCCUCGGUGUCAGACUGCACAAUGCGGGUGACAUGUCUCCUGCUGUUCGCUGGUUGUGUUUUGUGGAGCUUGUCGAUCACGGCGGCGAUAGAGCCGAUCAGCACGAGCAUCGCUGUCGGUAUGGCCGCGGCGCUCACCGGAUUCCUGGCCCGUUAUCAGAACGUGCUCUAUUACUUUCAGGAAUGUUGCAGACCAGAGUGGAUUUCAUUCAACAAAACAGGACUGAAGUAUGACCUCGACACAAAGCUGUACGGGCAGCACGUCGCUGCUCAGGUCAUCCUGAAAGCCGUCACGGGCUUCAUGAACAAUGUAAACCCAAAGAAACCACUGGUUCUGUCCCUCCACGGCUGGACUGGGACCGGGAAGAACUUCGUGAGCCAGCUUAUAGCGGAAAACAUUUACCAGAAAGGGAUGACGAGCAGCUUCGUUCAUCUGUUUACAGCGACAGCACACUUUCCUCACGAGACUCACAUUGACAAGUACAAGACCCAUUUACAGGAGUGGAUACGAGGGAAUGUUUCCAUCUGCCCGCGUUCAAUGUUCAUCUUCGAUGAAAUGGAUAAAAUGCAUCCCGGGCUGAUCGACAGUAUUAAACCUUAUCUAGACUUCUAUGAAAACCUGAAUGGAGUGUCCUACAGACAAGCCAUCUUCAUCUUCCUCAGCAACGCCGGGGGUGAGAAGAUCGUUGAGGUGGCUCUGAAUUUCUGGAAGGAUGGUAGAGAACGAGAAGAGAUCCAGCUGAAGGAUCUAGAGACGGCACUUUCACUGUCCGUCUUCAACAACAGAAACAGUGGUUUCUGGCACACUAGUUUAAUCGAUAAGAACCUGGUGGAUUUCUUCGUGCCGUUUCUCCCUCUGGAGUACAAGCACGUCAUUCAGUGCGGUUUGGCUGAGAUGGUCUCCAAGGGUCGCGCCCCUGAUAAAGAAGUGGUUGAAAUGAUGGCCCGCGACCUGAACUACUUCCCUAAAGAGGAGCGCGUCUUCUCCAUGCAGGGCUGCAAGAUCAUUCCUGCCAGAUUGGACUUCUAUAUUUGAUAGAGAGGAAAAAACAAAGACUCAGAGACAGCAAACUGGUUAUCCUCUGUGUGCUUUUUUUCACAGAACUACUUCUGCAGUAGAAGGAUUUACAGAAUUCCUUCUCAGACUGAGUUAUUUGAAGCAGGAGAUGUUUUUACUCAAUCAGAUGUGUUUUAUACACUAACAGAGACUGUUUUAUUAAUGUCUGAUCGGCUGCUGAAGUCCUUGAUCUCAAUGGUGUUUCUGUUUAAGAUGAUGAAGUUGCAGAGGAAACCUUUUAUUUAAAUGACUUUGCACAUUGUGGAGCUCGUAAAAACACUGGCUGUCAGCGAUUUUAUAAUGAUCUGUAUUAAUUAUCGUGAAGAGAAAAGCAUUAAUUUGCUUUUAUCUUAAAUAUCACAGACAUGUUUGUUUGUGCCUUUUUUAAAUGUCAUGGAAAGUUGAGGAUGCAAGAAGGAUCCAGAAGACAACGGGAAUCUCAUUUUGACCAGUGAAACUUAAAGAUCUUUAUUUUUUUUUUUAAUGCAUCACUGUUAGGAUUCAUUUUGUGUUGUCAAUAUGUGCCACUGGUUCUGAUAGAAGGUUAAGUAAAUCAAAGUGCCUGUUUAUCUUGUCAGAAAAAAAAAAAACUUGGUUUAAACAUAAUUUCACAUGAGACAUUCAUGAAACUUUUUAUUUUUGAGAUGCGCCGAGCACCAGCAAAAAUACUUGAAGGAUUUAAUCUCUGUGUUAAUUCUGAUAAAGGUUUAUUAUGUAAACAGACUCGAUCUUGAGAAUUUUAUACACAAAUUCAUUUCUGUUUCUAUUUCUUUUUCAUUGAGUUAUCCAGGAUAACCAGAUAAGGAAUUCUAAAAUCAUUAGAUCAUCCUAGAAAUAGUAUAAAAAUGUUUACAUGGCUGUUCAAAAGUUUGGGAUCAGUAUGAUUUUUUUUUUUAAAUGUUUUUUGUGCUCAUCAAAGUUUGAUUUAUUAGUUAUAAAAUACAGAAAAAAGAGUAAUGUUAUGAAAUAUUAUUGCAAUAAAAAAAAAAACAGUUUUCUAUUUUAAUAUAAUUUAAAAUUGUAUUUAUUUCUGUGAUUCAAAACCAAAUUUUCAGUAUCAUUACUCCAGUUUUCAGUGUCACAUGAUCCUUCAGAAAUCAUUCUAAUAUGUUGAAACCUAUUUUUUUUUUUAAAUGGGUGAUACUUUUUUCCAGAUUCUUUGAAUAAAAAGUUCAAAAGAACAGCAUUUAUUCAAAAUAGAAAUCUUUCUAGCAAUGUCUAGAAAUCACAAUUUUAAAAUUCCCUGAUCUUUCUAGGUUAACCAAGAACAAAUGAGCACAAGAAAAAUUUUUAUUCCCAAUUUUAUAAGAUUCCAAAGAUUAAGUAGCACACAAUGUGACAGAAACAUUUGAGGCCUAUUUUAAAUGUCAUUACUUUUAGUAAAUGAUUACUUUUUUAUGGCAUCUGAAUUAUCUAAAUAGCAGGUGUGAUGUAUCCCAGGAUACUGUGCAAAUACAGCCGUUUCAGCUGCUUUCCUAACACAGAACCAUUCAUGAAUAAUAACAAAUGCAUAGAGAAACACUUGAACAUUUUAUCUGAAAUUAAACAGCACUUUAUUUCUGAUCCACUUGUUCUUGUGAGCUUUGGGUCCAGAUGUGACAAUGAAACUCCACUGACUGUUUUCAAACCAUCUUAUGACUUCCAAGAUGAUUCCGACGAUAACAGUAUUCCACAUAAGCACCGCUCCCGGCUGCACUCGGAGGCACAGUUCUGUAUCAAUUGUUUCAGGUUUCCAUUAUACAA